This is a messenger RNA of Hyaena hyaena (striped hyena), 1611 nucleotides long. RefSeq names its product 2'-5'-oligoadenylate synthase 1-like. Lineage: Eukaryota; Metazoa; Chordata; Mammalia; Carnivora; Hyaenidae. Gene Ontology annotation, molecular function: 2'-5'-oligoadenylate synthetase activity; double-stranded RNA binding. The transcript has 6 exons. The record is from RefSeq and is a predicted model, not a curated record. The coding region runs from base 70 to 1278 and encodes 402 amino acids. Gene Ontology annotation, cellular component: membrane; cytosol; nucleoplasm. Gene Ontology annotation, biological process: negative regulation of viral genome replication; regulation of ribonuclease activity; defense response to virus.
CAGACCGGGGGUUAGACGGAGGUUAGCAGUUUCACAACAUCACAGGCUCUCCGCGUCCCUGCCCUGAAUAUGAUGUGGGGGCACGACCUCAAAGAUACCCCCGCCAAGUAUCUGGACAAGUUCAUCGAAAACAAUCUCCUGCCAGACACGCAUUUCCGCAGGCAGGUCAGACAAGCGGUGGACAUCAUCUCCAGUUUCCUGAAGGAGAGGUGUUUCCGAGGUGCACUCCACCCUGUGCGGGUGACCAAAGUGGUCAAGGGUGGCUCUUCAGGCAAAGGCACGACCCUGAGAAGCCGAUCUGACGCCGACCUUGUGGUCUUUCUGAGUAACCUCACGAGUUUUCAGGAGCAGCUUGAUAACCGGGGAACGUUCAUCUUGGAAAUUAAGAAGCAGCUGGAAGCCUGUCAAGAAGAGGAAAUCUUUGACGUGCAGUUUGAAGUGCGGAGUCUGCAAUGGAGCAAGCCCCGAGCCCUGAGCUUUGUGCUGAGGUCCCCCCAGCUCCGGGAAGGGGUGGAGUUUGAUGUCCUGCCUGCCUUUGACGUCCUGAGGCAGUGGACCAAUAUCUACAGACCUGACCCCCAAGUCUAUGUCAGCCUAAUCCAAGAGUGCCUGAACCUGAAGACCGAGGGAGAGUUCUCCACCUGCUUCACGGAGCUGCAGCGAGACUUCCUGAAGCAGCGUCCGGCCAAGGUGAAGAGCCUCAUCCGCCUAGUGAAGCACUGGUACCAGCUGUGUAAGGAGAAGCUUGGGAAGCCUCUCCCCCCACAGUACGCCCUGGAGCUCCUGACUGUCUACGCCUGGGAGCGCGGAAACAAGCAAACGGAUUUCAGCACAGCGCAGGGGUUUCAGACCGUCUUGCUAUUAGUCCUGAAGUACCAGAAGCUGUGCGUCUACUGGACAAAGUAUUACAACUUUGAAAACGCUAUCAUUGCAAAAUACCUGAUGAGACAGCUUGAGAAACCCAGGCCUGUGAUUCUGGAUCCAGCAGACCCUACAGGAAAUGUGGCGGGUGGAGACCUAUACAGCUGGCAGCGGCUGGCAGCAGAGGCCAGAGCCUGGCUGAGUUACCCGUGCUUUAUCAGAGGGGACGGGUCUCCAGUGGGCUUCUGGAACGUGCAGCCUGAAGAAAACUAUUACUACACCUGGGCAACCUGUGAGCCCAGGACGUAUCAGUACCAUGAUUACGAAUGCCACCCUGCAGCCCCUAAGCACGUCGGCACCAGCCUGGCACCGUCGGCUCCCCAGGAGGCAGAUAACUGGAUGUGUGCCAUCCUCUGAAUGCCAGCCGACCUUAGGGGAAAGGUCUCCAGAAUCAUCCAGACCAGCCCCCUCGUUUUGGGGGCGGCGUGAAAAGUUCCUUGAUCCAGAUGGCCCCCAAAGCCAGCAGCGAGUGGGUGCAGACCUCAGACCAGAGCCCAGGUCUCCUGGCCCCCACCCUUCCCCGAGUCUCUGGCCUUUCUCCCAUCAUAGAUAACAUUUCCCUGCAACCCCACCCUCCCCCGGCCUGUUCUCUGAGCAUGUUCUCUCAGAGACAAGCAGAACCGUAUCCUGUAUUCCUAGUGGAGAGUUCUAGUCCAAUUUAUCAUCAAUAACAAUGAAAAGAACAGCAAA